AUGGUCAUUGGUAUUCAUGGUGAAGAUAUCGAUGCAGCAGAUAAAACCUACAACCUAAAUGCAUUACCUACUAUUAUUAAUACUGGAACUCCACAAUCUCAACUUUCAAGUUGUUUUCUUUUAACAGUAAAGGGUAAUUCAAUUGAAGGCAUUUAUGAGACGUUGAAGACAAGUGCUAUGAUUCAAAAAUGGCUAGUUGAAUCUGAUAGUAUUCGGAGUCUUUUCGAUCUAGCAGAGGGACCUGGACUUAUGAAUAUGUGGGAAGAUGAAUUUGAGAUAAGAUCAUGA
Racocetra persica is the source of this 288-nucleotide messenger RNA. NCBI's taxonomy places the organism in Eukaryota, Fungi, Glomeromycota, Glomeromycetes, Diversisporales, Gigasporaceae. The record is from the annotation of a GenBank genome assembly.